AUGCAACGUUUUACUAAUAUCGAAUCAACAUCAAAACGAGUACCUCCUGUUUAUGGUUAUUUAGCUCAUGAACUGUUACCUUUACUGAAAGCGAUAGAGCCUCUUAUUCCAAAAGUUCAUCAGUUAGACCGUUUUGCUAAAAUAGCUAAGAGCGCAUGCCAUUUCCCAUCCGAACAUGGAUUGACACGAGAUGAGUCAGCUGCUGUUUUUCUUUAUACAAUGGACUGGGGACAAAACAGUUUCUACCACAUACUCAACCACUCACUUCGUGCGGAGGACCGAUCGACACUAAAACCAUGGUUUGGUUAUUUGAAACUGUUUGACUCAGCUACACAAAAGCUGCCAACCGUUCGCCAAAAUCUGUGGCGUGGUGUUCCGCAAGAUGUAACAAAGAGUUUUCAGCAGAAUGAUGAAUUUACUUGGUGGACUAUUAGCUCAUGUUCAACUUCCAUCAAAGUUCUGAAAGACUUUCUUGGGCCAGACUCCACACUUUUCUUGAUCGAAGCAGUGAACGGCAAAGAUAUAUCUCAUUACACCAAUUAUCCAAGCGAACAUGAAGUUAUUCUAUGUCCCGGCACACGACUUCGCGUUCUAUCUGAUCCAUUAGAUCAAGCGUCCAUGCAUCUAGUUCAUCUUCAAGAAAUAACCGAUAAUGACAACCAUCACGGACAGCUAUCGAACUCCCUCCAUGCAAUGUCAAUUCCCGACUCAAACAUGAUUCAUCAGUUUAGUCAGCCUCCACCAGCGCUAACUGACACCUACAAUGACAUGCCUGAAAACACAAACGAAGGAGAAAUGAAAGAUGGCAAAAAACAUGCUACAGGAAAAAUGAAUUUUGCAACCGAUGACUGGGUCCGAAACAAACGAACAGGUCACAGUGUUCGUAUCUUCGCUAAUGGUGACCGUUACGAGGGACAAUGGAAAGACGAGAAGAAACAUGGGAAGGGCACGUUCACAUGGGCCCCGGAAUCGAACGGAAAGUUCCACACAUACAUUGGUGGAUGGGCCGAAGACAAAAGAACGGGUCACGGUGUUCAACUCUUCGCUGAUGGUAGGCGUUACCAGAGACUCUGUUCACAAAUCACUAGCGUGUUCACUGUGAAUAACUGA
This is a messenger RNA of Adineta ricciae, 1110 nucleotides long. NCBI's taxonomy places the organism in Eukaryota, Metazoa, Rotifera, Eurotatoria, Adinetida, Adinetidae. The record is from the annotation of a GenBank genome assembly.